This is a messenger RNA of Magnolia sinica, 3068 nucleotides long. Its product is annotated as SNARE-interacting protein KEULE-like. NCBI's taxonomy places the organism in Eukaryota, Viridiplantae, Streptophyta, Magnoliopsida, Magnoliales, Magnoliaceae. The record is from RefSeq and is a predicted model, not a curated record. Gene Ontology annotation, biological process: vesicle-mediated transport; intracellular protein transport. Gene Ontology annotation, molecular function: syntaxin binding. Bases 543 to 2678 code for a protein of 711 amino acids. Gene Ontology annotation, cellular component: secretory granule; plasma membrane. The transcript is spliced from 20 exons.
UUUUUCUCACACAAUGGUUUUCACAGUGUAUUACACCAUUUUUACGGAUCAGAUUUCGAAAUAAGGUGAUCCGUUGGCUGGAAAUGCGCGGAUGCAUUCUAACCUCGCAAGCGACUGGUUGUAGGUGAUCGAUUCUGAAAAAGAAUAGAAUCGAACGGCUGAGCGGGAGUCGCGACCAGCGCACCAUCAAAAGCAAUUGACGCGGAGGUUAAAAGCGUAAUUUCGCACCAGAUUUGAAUCGGUUGAAGAAGACGGCUAUCGUCAAGUUCCCGGAGAAAGCGAAAUUCGCGGUAAACACGUCGUCCCACGACCUUCUCGACUCACCCCAAAAUACCCUCUGCACAUCUCUUCCCCCGUUUUCCUAUUUUCCUAUUCCUUCCUUCCACCGCUCAUAUCAAAGAAAGAAAACAAAACAAAAGCACAAAUCCCUAUCUCUCGAAGAAGCUCUUCAACGAAAGAGAAGAAAAAACCAUAAAUUCUACGCCUGGAUUGGGAGAACGAGAAUUAUUGAUUGAUUCGCAGAAGCUCAAAGUGGAAGAAUCAUGUUAGAUUCCGAUUCCAAUGGCGAGUACAAAACCUUCCGGCAAAUCAGUCGAGAUCGAUUAUUGCAUGAAAUGCUACAAUCGACCAAAGUGGGGGAUUGUAGAUCAACGUGGAAGGUACUCAUCAUGGAUAAAAUUACUGUCAAAGUAAUGUCUUCUUCUUGCAAGAUGGCAGAUAUCACGGACGAAGGAGUUUCAUUGGUGGAGGACCUGUACAAGCGACGGCAGCCACUACCCUCCAUGGAUGCUAUAUACUUCAUCCAUCCAUCAAAAGAAAAUGUUGUCUUUUUCAUAUCUGACAUGUCAGGAAGAUGUCCUCUGUACAAAAAGGCAUAUGUGUUCUUCAGUUCACCUAUUCCAAAGGAUUUUGUUUCUAUGAUCAAGAAUGAUACGAGUGUCUUACCACGUAUAGGUGCAUUGAGAGAGGUUAAGCUUAUCUCCUUUCUCAAAGUUUUUGUGGCACUGAAUGCUUCUAUUAACUAUUAUUGGACUGUAGAUGUUUUCAUCUCCAGUCUUUUGUUUGAAACCAUUAUCUGCUUGAUAGUGAUUUCUCCUUAUUUGUGUGAGAGAAUGCAGAUGAACUUGGAGUACUUUUCUAUUGACAGUCAGGGUUUUGUUACUGACAACGACACAGCAUUGGAGGAACUCUUUGGGGAAAAGGGGGAGAAUUCUCGCACGUAUGAUGCUUGUUUAAACAUGAUGGCCACACGCAUUGCUACAGUUUUUGCUUCCUUGAAGGAACUUCCAUCUGUGCGCUAUCGUGCUGCCAAAUCAUCUUUGGAAGAGUCCACAAUGACAACAUUUCGUGAUUUAGUUCCAACAAAGCUUGCUGCUGCUGUUUGGAAUUUUCUUACCAAGUACAAAUCUACUAUUCCUAAUUUUCCCCAGACAGAAACAUGCGAGUUACUCAUCUUGGACAGAACUGUAGAUCAGAUUGCUCCAGUGAUACAUGAAUGGACAUAUGAUGCCAUGUGCCAUGAUCUGCUAGAAAUGGAUGGAAAUAAAUACGUAUAUGAGUCAAGCAAAUCAGGAGGAGAACCUGAGAAAAAGGAGGUCAUUCUAGAGGAUCAUGAUCCUGUCUGGCUGGAGCUCCGCCAUGCACAUAUUGCAGAUGCAAGUGAAAGAUUACAUGACAAGAUGACCAACUUUGUAUCAAAGAACAAAGCUGCACAAAUCCACUCAAGAGAUGGCAGUGAACUGUCGACAAGAGAUCUUCAAAAGAUGGUACAAGCAUUGCCGCAGUACAGUGAUCAAAUGGAAAAGCUUUCCCUGCAUGUAGAGAUUGCUGGGAAGGUUAACAAAUUGAUCAGAGAUCUGGGGUUAAGAGAUCUUGGGCAACUGGAGCAGGAUCUUGUCUUUGGGGAUGCAGGGACAAAGGAAGUGAUCACUUUUCUGAGAACUAAGCAGGAUACAACUCCUGAAAAUAAAUUACGUUUGCUGAUGAUUUAUGCAGUCAUCUAUCCUGAGAAAUUUGAGGCAGACAAAGGCGCAAAGUUGAUGCAGUUAGCGAGAUUACCGCUUGCUGAUUUGGAUGCGAUAAAUAACAUGAGAUACUUGGUGGGAUCAGAUAAUAAAAAGGCCUCAGGAGGGGGUUUCUCUCUCAAGUUUGAUGUUCACAAGAAAAAAAAUGCAGCUAGAAAAGAGCGAAGUGAUGAGGAAGAAACUUGGCAAUUAUCACGGUUUUAUCCAGUGAUAGAGGAGCUGAUUACAAAGCUAAGCAAGGGAGAGCUUCCAAAGAAUGAAUAUCCUUGUAUGAACGACCCUAGUCCUACUAGCAAUGGAACUGCCCAGGGCCAGGGGGUUUCAGCACGCACCGGUCAAGUUCCACCAGCUCAUUCAAUGAGGUCAAGGAGGACUGCAACUUGGGCUAGACCACGUAACUCCGAUGAUGGGUCCUCAAGUGAUUCGGUUCUGAGGCAGGCAUCUAGUGAUUUUAAGAGAAUGGGUCAGCGUAUAUUCAUAUUUAUUGUUGGUGGAGCAACUCGUUCUGAGCUACGCGUUGUUCACAAGCUGACGAAAAAGCUCAGUCGAGAAAUCGUCCUUGGUUCAUCUAGUCUAGAUGAUCCACCACAAUUUAUCCAGAAAGUGAAGUCCCUGUCUGGUGAAGAGCUUUCUGUAGAUGAUAUUCACAUUUAACACACACUCCUGGGCAACAAUAGAGGUGUUCCUGUAUGGCAGGUUGGCCAUCCCUCAUUUGUAAUCAUAACUCUCUCUCUCUCUCUCUCUCUCUCUCUCUCUCUCUCUCUCUCUCUCUCUUCAAUACGGAUCUAGCCCCCUUGAUUGUUUUUGUUUUAAAUUUGCCAUCUAGUUGUAUAGUGGCAUGACAAGGUCCCCAGAAGCUGCCACUUUGGUAUCUGUAGCUUCUUUUUGAACUGGGUCCAUGAUCUCUUUCUUUUGUGCUGUUGUAAUUCAUUUACGAACAUUUCAUGACGUGUUAGUGUGAAUAUGUAAAUUCUAUAUGAUAAACAUUGAUUGAAAUAUGAAGCUUCUCAAAGGUUGGGCGGUAAAAUCCUCACUCUUUUCUUA